Messenger RNA from Protopterus annectens (West African lungfish), 992 nucleotides. Its product is annotated as E3 ubiquitin-protein ligase RNF216-like. The record is from RefSeq and is a predicted model, not a curated record. NCBI's taxonomy places the organism in Eukaryota, Metazoa, Chordata, Ceratodontiformes, Protopteridae.
AGUGGAGGAAUCACCGGGAAGAUGGUCUUAUCACUAUUUCGGAUGAUUCUGAUGAAGAAAUUGUAAUGUUGACAUCUUCACCAGUCCAAGAGCAGAUUGACGAUGAUGAUGAAGUUAUUGUCUUAGAGCCUCCAAGGCAGCUACCAAAUCGUCCAAGUAUCAUCAGGCCUGCAGCUCUGUGGAAAAGUGCCAAACCCAGUGACCAAGGAAGACAUGAAGACUUCCCAGCAGCAAUAAACAAGUCUGUAGCAAAUCACUUGCAUUUUUCUGACCGACGGACAUUACGAAGUAAUACUGAGAAAAAUGAGGGUCCAGCUAGAGAGGAGAAUGGGGACUUCAGCCCACCUUUGCCUAGUACAUCACAUGGAUUACAGGAACAACUAAAGCACAUGCAAGAAAAGAAGCUUCAUUCUUUGCAUCCAAAUGCAAAGAAAGAGUGUGAUGUUAUCACCUUGGAGGAAGUGGAGCAAGGCAAUUUGCACCAAAGAAAAAGGAUUAGGGAAACUACUGUAAAUCGGUUAGAAAGGGAACUUGAACCGAAUCUUCCAGAUGCUAACUGGGAAAGACAGCACUCUGAAAAUACUGUGGCAGGUGAUGAUGAUUUUGAACUAUUGGAUAAUGGUCAUUAUGCACCUCAGGGAAGGCAAGCUGAAUCGGAACAGCUUGACGCAGUUAGACCAGCUGAGUUUCCUCCUGUAGUAAUACGCCCGUUACAUGGCUCACCAGGUCCGCCUUUCUUUCCUCCCAUGGCACAUGCACCAGAACAGCCAAGAGGACAGGAUGUAUUGCAUAAUGAACAACCAGGUCCAGCCUUUCCAGGACAGGAGGUAGCUGAUGAUGGAGAGGCAGAUGCCAUUGAAGGAGCUUCUGCUGUAGACCAAGAACUUGUUAAUGCACUUCUAAAAGAAACUGUCGCAAGGUUCCCAGAUGUUGAAGAAAAGUUUGUUGCAGACCUCAUUCUGAACAGACGUUACACUGACUUAAAUUUGUAA